AUGGCCGCAGCUGCUAUCGAAACAGGAGCCGUCAGGCCAACUUAUUCCGCGAGCGCCUACUGGGAUACUCGCUACAUGGGGCCAGCAAAAAAUUUUGACUGGUUCUUCAAUUAUCCAGCCUUAAAAGCGCUCCUUCGGGAGUACCUGCCGACCGGCCGGGUUCUGCAUGUCGGAUGUGGGAACAGUAAUAUCCAGGAGGGUAUGGCAGCGGACGGCUUCACCGUAACAAACGUUGAUAUUUCGCCCGUUGUCAUAGAACAGAUGAAGCAUAAGCACGCAGACAUUCAGACCUUGGAUUAUAUGGUAGCGGACUGCAGAGACAUGCCACAGCUCGAAAACGGCAGCUUCCAGUCCUGCAUCGACAAGGGAACACUAGAUGCCGUGCUCUGCAGCCAGUCGGGACAGGUUGACGCAGUCAAGUAUCUGCACGAGAUUGACAGGCUGCUCCAGCCCAGCGGCAAAUUCCUGCUCAUAUCCCUUGGCGCCCCAGCAGCUCGGCUCUCCCUGCUGCAUAAGCAAUUAUGGGAUGGCGUUCAGGUCCUGCUGCUGCCCAAACCGCUGCUGUACCUCCAAUCCGACGUCACGCUUACUGGCCGUGCACUGCCCUCCCACUGCGCCGCUGAUAAGGACCAGCCCAUCGAGGCGCUCGGGCCCUGGCCCGCGUCCGAGGCGGUGCAGGAGCUGGCGACGCGAAACUUAGACACGCGGGACUACUUUUUCGCGUACAUUUGCACAAAGCCUCCGACGCCAAUCCCGUCGCCGCAGCACCAGUCACCGCAACCAGAAAGUCAGCAGGCAUUGACUCUACAGCUGCAGCAGCAGGCGCUACAGCUGCAGGCGCUGUAG
Messenger RNA from Volvox carteri f. nagariensis, 846 nucleotides. RefSeq lists its product as uncharacterized. Gene Ontology annotation, molecular function: S-adenosylmethionine-dependent methyltransferase activity. Lineage: Eukaryota; Viridiplantae; Chlorophyta; Chlorophyceae; Chlamydomonadales; Volvocaceae. The record is from RefSeq and is a predicted model, not a curated record. The transcript is spliced from 5 exons. Bases 1 to 846 code for a protein of 281 amino acids.